CGCUACUCCGCCGGCGCAUCAAACCGCGAGCACCAUGCCCGUGGAGUGUGGGCGGUGACGGCUCUGAUACCCUGGAAAGGGACUCUUCCUCCGCAAACGAGCUAGAGAGAGCGAGCGAGCGAGAGAGAGAGGGAGGAAGCGCGAUGGCGGAGGAGAGCUCGGACUCGUCGCAACGGGGGUUUCUGGGGAAGCACUACGAGGAGCUGAAGGAGCACUGGAGGAAGAACUUCGCCUUCUUGGACUACUACAAGAAGACGCUGGGCCGCGCGGAGACGCUACCCAAGUGGACCGACGCCGAUGUGGAGGAGUUCAUUGCCUCUGAUCCCGUCUACGGCCCCCAGUUGAAAGCUCUAAGGGAAUCAAGGAAGUAUGCAAUUGUUGGGGCACUCCUUGGUGCAGCACAUUUAGGAGGAGUUUCCUGGAAAUAUUCAAAGAGCCCACAUGGUUUUGUUUUGGCUACCGGGUUUGGAGCCCUAUGUGGUGGUGUCUUUGGAUCCGAAGUCGCAGAACACUGGAAGCAGCUCUACAAGAUCGAUAAGCAGGGUGCGAAUCUCAGGUUUCUCUACUGGUGGGAGGACAAAACAGUAGGGAACCGAAGAAAUUGAUACUUGCUCACGGUGCUUGGUUCGUGCUUUCGGAUCCGAUGAAAGUGAAGCGUUGAUUGCACUUGUAAUGAAGAAAGAGAGAGAGAGAGAGAGAGAGAGAGAGAGAGAGAGAGAGAGAACCUGCCUUUCGGUUUUGUCUCCCGAAGAAAAUAACAUGCUGUGAUGACAAAAUCCUAAGAAACCAUAUAUUUUGACGUCUUGAAGUUCUGUUCUUCAUUAUGCCGAGUAAAGGUAGGCUUGUCGCCGAAAAAGCUAUCAUAAUUUUUACCCAUUUGGUUAAAGUUUUAUGCUGCAAGACGUGCUAUUA
This is a messenger RNA of Elaeis guineensis (African oil palm), 912 nucleotides long. Its product is annotated as succinate dehydrogenase subunit 6, mitochondrial. The record is from RefSeq and is a predicted model, not a curated record. Gene Ontology annotation, cellular component: respiratory chain complex II (succinate dehydrogenase). Lineage: Eukaryota; Viridiplantae; Streptophyta; Magnoliopsida; Arecales; Arecaceae.